Messenger RNA from Gavia stellata (red-throated loon), 5897 nucleotides. RefSeq names its product regulator of G protein signaling 6 (gene RGS6). Gene Ontology annotation, molecular function: GTPase activator activity. Lineage: Eukaryota; Metazoa; Chordata; Aves; Gaviiformes; Gaviidae. The coding region runs from base 71 to 1489 and encodes 472 amino acids. The transcript is spliced from 17 exons. The record is from RefSeq and is a predicted model, not a curated record. Gene Ontology annotation, biological process: G protein-coupled receptor signaling pathway; regulation of G protein-coupled receptor signaling pathway; intracellular signal transduction.
AGAGGCGAAGCGGGGGGCGGCAGGGGACGGCGGCGGCGCGGUUGCUAAGUCUGAGCGACAAGAGGCAAACAUGGCCCAAGCGCCCACUGAUCCAAGUAACAUGGAAACCACUGACCCAGAGGAGAGUUCUCCAAAUAUGAUAGUCUACAGAAAGAUUGAAGACAUCAUUACAAGAAUGCAAGAUGACAAAACAGGUGGAGUUCCCAUCCGCACUGUCAAGAGCUUUCUAUCCAAAAUCCCCAGCGUCGUCACUGGUGCUGAUAUUGUGCAGUGGCUUAUGAAGAACCUCAGCAUUGAGGAUCCAGGGGAAGCAAUACACUUGGGAAGUCUUAUCGCUGCACAGGGUUACGUCUUUCCGAUCUCAGACCAUGUUCUUACCCUGAAAGAUGAUGGGACAUUCUAUCGUUUUCAGGCACCGUACUUUUGGCCUUCAAACUGCUGGGAACCAGAAAACACAGAUUACGCCAUCUAUCUUUGCAAACGGACCAUGCAGAACAAAGCUAGGCUGGAGCUGGCGGAUUAUGAAGCCGAAAACUUAGCAAGACUUCAGAGAGCAUUUGCAAGAAAGUGGGAAUUCAUCUUCAUGCAAGCUGAGGCCCAAGUGAAAAUCGACAGAAAAAAGGAUAAAACAGAAAGAAAGAUUUUGGACAGCCAGGAAAGAGCAUUCUGGGAUGUGCACAGGCCUGUGCCGGGCUGUGUGAACACCACAGAAAUGGACAUUAGAAAGUGUCGUCGUAUGAAAAACCCACAAAAAGUGAAAAAGUCAGUAUAUGGGGUCACAGAGGAAUCUCAGCCCCAAAGCCCUGUACAUGUGCCCUCCCAACCUGUACGCAAAACUACAAAAGAGGAUUUCCGGAAACAAAUAACUUUUCUGAACGUGCAAAUAGAGAGACAUUGUUUAAAGAUGUCCAAAGUAGCAGAAAGUUUAAUAGCCUACACAGAGCAGUAUGUGGAAUAUGACCCCUUUAUAACUCCUGCUGAGCCUUCCAAUCCCUGGAUAAGUGAUGAUGCAGCGUUGUGGGACAUUGAAAUGAGCAAAGAACCUAGUCAGCAGCGUGUGAAAAGAUGGGGUUUCUCCAUGGAUGAGGUGCUGAAGGACCCAGUAGGACGAGACCAGUUCCUUCGUUUCCUGGAAUCAGAAUUCAGCUCAGAAAACCUCAGGUUUUGGCUGGCCGUCCAAGACCUCAAGAAACAACCUCUACAGGACGUAACCACCAGAGUGGAGGAAAUCUGGCAAGAGUUUCUAGCUCCCGGGGCCCAAAGUGCUAUCAACCUGGAUUCCCACAGCUAUGAGAAAACAAGCCAAAAUGUCAAAGACCCAGGGAGAUACACAUAUGAAGACGCACAGGAGCACAUUUACAAGCUGAUGAAGAGUGACAGCUAUGCGCGCUUCCUCCGUUCGAAUGCUUACCAGGACUUAUUGCUGGCGAAGAAGAAGGGAAAGUCUCUGGCGAGCAAGCGCCUCACGGGCCUGAUGCAGUCCUCCUGACGGCUUCAGCCGACCGCCCCGCAGGAGAGACACCCGGGACUGCCGCCGGGGACGGGGCGUUUCGGGGAGAGUGGGUCCCUGCCGGGGAGAGAGCCUGAGCCAGCACAAGCGGAGAGCCACGCGCCGGGGGACCGCCUCUCUUCACAGGUUACAUCGACACUUUCCUGCCUGUACAGCUCUGUAAGGACGCCGAGCUCUGUGCAGGUACUUUGUUUCCGACCGGGGUUUGGAGGAGCACGCUUCACCAUACGCAGCAGGUCGACAAGGCAAGGGCUUGCUGUCUUGUUAUUGAAGUAAACAGGCCCAGCUGCAACUUGGAGAAAGAAGACCUGAGAGAGAUCGGUGUUUUUCCUUGAUCUCUUCUCUCCCUGGCACAAACGCAGCUGUAAUAGAUGGUGCCGCAAUCCCACUUGCUCCCUUUCUUGUGGCCGUCUGGAUCCAAUAAAGUAUCUGCGGGAAGCUGCUUCUCUUUUUCACAAAAUCUCAAAUGCAUUUCUCCUGCAGAUUCAUUGACUUUAGCUUUGUUUUUCUUUCCUAUGUCUCUCCUUUAAAGCAAUGGGAAAAAAAAAAAAGGCAGUGUUUAAGUUCGUCACUCCCUGUCCUUCCAAUAGCAUGUAGCAUGUCCAAAGAUGAUGGCCAGAUCCUCAGCUGAAGCCAGAAGAGCGUGAGUGGUUUUCAUCACCUGAGGAUCUGCCCCAUUGAGUCAGACUCUGAUCUUGGUGCAAAUCUUCUGAUGUCGGCGGAAUUGCUCUGCAUGUCCGUGUAGUGCAGUAUGAUCAGACUCUGCCUGAUGUUCAAAAAGUCAUGUUUUAGAUGUGUAAUGCACACACAAACACACACAUCCGGUAUUUAAAAGUGAGUUGGUUUAUAUUGUAUUUGAUUUUCUAUUUAUUUAAGGUUUUGCAUACUUACUCCAUGAUGGAUGUUCAAGCUUUACUCCAAGUAGAUAGAAUUGAACCACUUAGAGGAGACUCCAACUCCAAUCGCAGAGGGCCAAAACCUGUUUACGUGUGUACAGGGAAAGGCAACUCUGAUGUGGGCAGGUGUCAAAAUUCAGUCUGCAGUGAGGAGGGGAUUGAUGGAGAUGGGACCAGCUGCAGCAGAGUGUGAAUGGGCAGGGCACUGGAUGCCAGGUAACCCUUCCUGAACAGCAGCACACCAAGCUAUGAUACAAAGCUCAGAUAACUGACUCCGCUGAGAAGCACCGUUGUAAGAGUGAAAUUGUACCACUUGUGGAAAUGAGCUUCCACUAAAAUGCAUCUGACCUACAGCCCAUGAAUACAACUGCAAGACAUGACCCAGUAGCUUGUUUCAAACUGUUGGGAGUAUGGAGGUUAGGAUGAGGACAGAACUGAAGUGACUUUAAUUAAAAAAAAACAUGUAUACUAGCUGCAGAUAGGAAAAUGGACUGCAUUCACAUACAGUAUAUUGCCUAUACAUGAAAAUUUCAAGACUCAGCUGACUUAGUGCCACAAAACCUUCUGUAUUUUGCAAGCAGUUCAGAUCUGAAGCAUGUGUGAAGAUAGACACUUAUUGGUCUUCCUCACUCAUGCCAAGGCAAACUGGCUUUUUGUGCAGGUGGUAGAAAUUGCUAUAUGGCUACAAGUCUGCAUUCCUACCUAGGCAAAACCAUCUAGCUAAGUAGACAGCUGGCUAUCAACAAUAUUCACUUCUGAGGCAAGUAUUAUUCUAAUAUCUAAGGUCUAUGUAUGCACAAAAUCAGGCCAGCACAGAGCUGGCCUGUCAGAAAAAGGACCUUCCCUGUUUACCCAUGACAUUUCUCAUUUUGAGACCUCUUUUUUUUUUCCCGAGAAAACUCCUAUUAUCAAUCUUACCUAAGGUCCAUAGGACCUUCAACAUCUGCAUGAAUGUACAGUAGAAUAUUGAGUAUGAUAUUUGUUCUUUACACACACCUGUUCCCAUAAACAGCCUGCUGUCUGAGGUCUUCAGACCAAAUUCGUCCUACGCAUACAUGACACACACGUGAGUUCCAGGCCUGCAGAACCAUCAUGGAUGUGCCUGUAUUUUCACGUGGUGUCCUGGCUCUAAAGGGGACAUUCGUUUCCCUCCAAACUGUCACUUAGCUGUCCUUGCAGGACCUGUUUGACCUCUGUUGCGCCCCCCAGCCAAAAGGUCCCCUUGGGUAAUAGCAAGUCUUCACGUAACAGGCCCAGUUGUCCAUUCAUGCACAUUCAUACAUGUCCCCUUAUGUCGUCCCUAGGAAAAUGCAAAGGCUGGCUCUUCUCAGAGCCUUGUUGACGGUGUUUUUAUCUGUGUCAAAUCUGCCAUUGCCAUGUGUCUCUGGAGCUCUGUAAACCAACAGCUGCUCACGCCCCAAGCUACUCUACUGCCAGUGUUGCCCAGCCUCUAGGCUGAGGCAUUUCCCGCGGGAGGUCUGUUCCAUGAACCCCCCAGCUGUUCUGCAGAGCAUUCCUGAGCGGGAUGUACACAUAAAGCAUGAAACUCUGGUGUGUAGCAAGGAAUGGAGACAGCAAAGUGUUACCAGGGUGUCUCUGCUUUGCAGUGAGAUCAUGACACUGGACAUGUCUUCUCCUGGGGGAAGGAUGGGGUAGCUCCAUGGAGGUACUCCUCAGUGUCCUGCAGCAUGGGGGCACACAUGGGCAGGACCGGAGGAUGCUGGCGGGUGCAUGGGACAGGUGGAAUUUGGGUUACGGUCUGUGCAGGGAGCAGCAAUGCCAGACUUUAAGUUGGAGAUGUGCUGUUGCCCUAUGAGCGAAGCGCCCUGCUCUGUCUUUCCUGCUCCCUUCCUGCAGGACAGUCAUGUUGGCUGCCGCAGUGUUUUGCCUGUGGGGAAUGUGCUGUGUUUGAACAGUUGAGUGCAUGGAGGGAAUUUUUACAGACACAGAGAGCAUGCAUAUGGGCGUACAUCAGGGGGCCUGGAUGCUGAACAGCUUGCCAUUUAAAUGCACACUCGUGCAAGCUAAUCUGCUCAGUAAUGGCUAGCUGAGCGGACAGAGCUACAUAUUCUCUGGAGAGAAGAAAGCUCUGCUCCUCAUUUCCUGACUAAAUUUCUCUAAAACAAACAUGAGACUAGACAAGGCCUCCUCCCGGGAAUAUAUAUGAACGGCUCUUCACGUGUCUUCUACUUCACAUAUGAUGAUACUAACAUGGAACUACUUCCACAUGAACUGCAUCCUUAAAUUAUUGCUUUUUAAUGACAUCAUUGCUUAUUCCAAGUGAUGCUACUCUUGUACACUCACCAGUAGCCCAUUGAGUGUUGCAAGCAGUAAUCUGCUGCUUUAUAAGCAUCCCAUGUCUUCCAACUACCUCACCAUCCUGAAGAUGAGUUAGGAAAUCAGCUUUCCACCUCUAUUUAUGUUCUAAAUGGCAUUGUUUCAAGGAAAGGCAGUCUGGAAAGCUUUUACGAUGUCCAUGCUGUGCAAGCUAGCUGCAAAGCUUGCCAUACUUACAAGGCCAUGGCUGUGAAAUACAGCUGUACACUGUUGUUUGGAUAAUAGAGUGUCCAGAGCAUUCAUGGCUAUUGUGGCGAAACAGCACCAGGACAAGCACUAGGAAGGUUCAACAAGCCUGUGCAGACAGUGUUAGGCUAAAGCAAAUGGAUUAAUGUACUCUGGGUAUAACUCAGCACUAAGAUCCCAUAGAGUACUGUAAUAAAAUGGUAGCAGGGCAGCCAUAAAAAGUGGCAGUAAGCUGACAUAAUAAUACCAGGAUAAAUGUAGCAAUAAGGUAACACAGGCCACUGCAGUAAAGUAGCAUUUUGAUAAUGCAGCAAUAAGACACAACAGGAUGCUGCAGUAAAUUAGUUUGGGGAAUAAGGCAGUAAUAACGGUGUGUGCGGACAAACGGUGGUACAUUUGUACUGGGUACUGCAGCAAUAAAGAUAACACAAGGUGUCCUAGUAAUAAGUUACUACAGUAACAACAACACGAUGCACUGUAAAGUUUUAUCAGGAUGCUUCCAUGCUGCAGUCAAAUCAUACAAGAGGUGGUAGCGAGACAAUGAAGACAAAAUAUGCCCCAUUUCGGACUGCAAAAGAUGAGUCAGUUUUCUGCACAGUAACACAAAUUCUGGAAUGAUCUCAACAAUACCAAUCUUAUCUCUCCCCGCUUUCCAGGAAGCUGAAGGCAAGAGCAUUCCCCAUCCAGUCUAUUAUUUUGGUCUGAAAAAACAAAAAUUUACUCAUUGUCUCUUCAGCCAAAUUGCCACAGACACUGGUGAAGUUCUUCAGUUAGUCCUUACUCGGGUGAAACCCCAGUCAUUUCGGUGAGACCUUUGUCUUGGAAAGGAUUUGGCUCUCUCAUCUUCUGGCAUGGGUGAUGCUUUUAGCCUACAAUUAUUUCUGGUUUGGGGUGGGCGAAGGGGAACCCAGGUACAGAACAUCUGACUGUACUGGUCUGUUUCCUGAAAUGCACAAAUAAAUUGAGCA